Messenger RNA from Mercurialis annua (annual mercury), 987 nucleotides. RefSeq lists its product as uncharacterized. The record is from RefSeq and is a predicted model, not a curated record. NCBI's taxonomy places the organism in Eukaryota, Viridiplantae, Streptophyta, Magnoliopsida, Malpighiales, Euphorbiaceae. The transcript has 2 exons. Bases 1 to 987 code for a protein of 328 amino acids.
AUGACUACCACUAUCCUGACAAACAAGCAAAUCAUCAGGGCCUUCCCGAGGUUGUUAGAAGGGAACGCGGCCCGAUGGUACUAUUACCUUCCUUUGAAGACGAGGGGAGAUUGGAACGAACUGUCCACCGCUUUCAUGAACCAAUAUGGUUGCAGUUCCAAAUUAGAAGUCACCCUGAGGGAUCUAGAGAUGGCAAAGCAAAAACCCGGAAAAGCAUUUUCUGAAUUCCUCGCAAGAUGGUUAGAUAAAGCUGCGCUAUUGAAAGAGAAACCAUCCGAGAAAGACCGGGUCAGAAUCGUUGUCCGGAACGUCUUCCCACAUUGGGUCGAGAGGCUGCAAAAUAUGAAUCCCAAGACUUUUGAGGAUUUACUCGAUGAUGGAAUGCAAGUAGAAGAGAUAGAGUCCGAGAAGAAACACAACGCACCGACAGGAGGUUAUCUGUCAAACUACCAGUCUGCUAACAAAAGUGCCAGUGUGAAUUUCGUACAGAGACAGGGUCCUGUGGGAAGAAAGUUCUCAGAAUUCCCCAUUCCUCUCACGAAAACUCCAGGCCACUACACUGAUUCUUGCAUCACACUGAAGCAUGCCAUCCAGGACCUGAUAGACGAUGGAAGAAUCACCGAUCCAUCAAUAGGACAGCCUAGUACGCAGAAAAAUCCGCUGCCCAACUAUCAUGCGAUUCGCCCAUCAAAGGGCGUGAAUACCAUAAACUUUGGAUUAACCUAUGAAGAGGUUAUGAAUUCCUUUGUUGACACUGAUCCUACCAAUAGUGAGAAACCCGUAGUAGCAGAGGCACCCCCGAUUGCUGGUCCUCUGACGGCUCUAUUUCGACAGUUGAAAUCACAAGGGUUAAUAAACCAUCCCCCGCUGAACGGCAAGUUGUGCGAAUACCAUAGGGAUUUUGGACACUCUACAGAGGAGUGCGUAGAAUUGAAAGAAUUGGUCCGAACAUUGAUAGCAGAAGGAAAAGUCGACUCUUCCCUCUAG